Hyaloperonospora brassicae is the source of this 564-nucleotide messenger RNA. The record is from the annotation of a GenBank genome assembly. Lineage: Eukaryota; Oomycota; Peronosporomycetes; Peronosporales; Peronosporaceae.
AUGAACAUGACGACAGCGAUGACGACUCUGGGACGCCGCCUCGUGGCGCGCGCGGGCCGACGUGGUAGUCCGCGCACAAUGUUCGCAGCGGGUGCUGGUCAGCACAUUGCACUGGCUCCGGUUGUGGCGCCGUCGCGUCUCUGGUUCUCGUCCGCGCGCAGCAGCAGCAACGACGACGACGACGACGACAAUUCGCACUCGGACUUCCAGCCGCAGUACCACGCAGCCAAGUCGAACGACAAGGAUGAGGUCCUGGCAAUGAUUGAGAAGCACGUGAAGACGUACCCUGUGAUGCUCUACAUGAAGGGAACGCCUUCGGCUCCGCAGUGUGGGUUCAGCAUGCAGGUCGUGCGCAUUUUGCACGCACAGGGCGUGAGCUUUGACAGCGUCAACGUCUUGGACCAUCCUGAGAUCCGGGACGGGGUCAAGGAGUUUUCCCAAUGGCCGACGAUCCCCCAGCUCUAUGUCAACGGCGAGUUCGUUGGCGGCUGCGACAUUAUCACGGACAUGAACAAGUCGGGCGAGUUGGCAGAGCUGCUGGCGACGUUCAAGCAGGAAACGUGA